AUGGCUGUGUCCAGUUCUGUUGGUAGUAAUAUUUUUGAUGUUUGUGUUGGGCUUCCAAUCCCAUGGUUAUUGUUUUUCAUUAUUGAGCCUCUUCGUAAUCCUGGCAGUGUUCAGGACUUUGUUUCUGUUUCAAGCAACGGGCUUGUGUGCAGUGUCGGUAUGCUCUUCAUCAUGCUGGUGGUUCUGGUCGCAUCGACCGCCUUAUCAAACUGGGAAAUGAAUAAAUUGUUCGGUGUGAUCAUGAUUAUAUCGUAUCUUGCAUUCUGUGUAUUUGCUGUCGCUCUCGAGAUGCGCUACUUCUCAUGUCCCCUUAAAAUUUGUUGA
Molecule: messenger RNA, 324 nt
Organism: Gongylonema pulchrum
Lineage: Eukaryota; Metazoa; Nematoda; Chromadorea; Rhabditida; Gongylonematidae
Source: the annotation of a GenBank genome assembly